Pochonia chlamydosporia 170 is the source of this 1545-nucleotide messenger RNA. Its product is annotated as sugar transporter. Gene Ontology annotation, cellular component: membrane. The transcript has 6 exons. The coding region runs from base 1 to 1545 and encodes 514 amino acids. Gene Ontology annotation, biological process: transmembrane transport; carbohydrate transport. Gene Ontology annotation, molecular function: carbohydrate:proton symporter activity. The record is from RefSeq and is a predicted model, not a curated record. Lineage: Eukaryota; Fungi; Ascomycota; Sordariomycetes; Hypocreales; Clavicipitaceae.
AUGGUGUCUAAAACGAGAGUGUACAACUGGUACAUAUCGCUGGUGGCAGCGAUGGCCAUGGUUCUGUAUGGCUACGAUGCGUCUGUCUUCAACUCUGUCCAGGCGUCGAACAACUGGCUGAAUUGGUUUGGCCUCAACCCAAAAACGGAUGGCUAUCUCAUCGGGUUGAUCAACACGGCUUACACAAUCGGUGCCAUUGUGGCAGGCUUCUUCAUCGGCGGACCAACAGCGGAUUACCUAGGUCGACGAUGGGGCAUUGCAAUCGGUUGCUUUGUCACUAUUAUAGCCACGUUUAUGCAGACAUUCUCGCCGUACCGAGCACUUGGCUGCUUUAUUGCUGGUCGCGUGCUGGUAGGCAUCGGCCAGGGCAUGGCAUUGACCGCCGGUCCUGUCUAUAUUGGCGAAAUGGCUCCGAGUCAUAUAAGAGGCUACAUCAUGGCCUUCUGGCAGCUAUUCUACUCUGUCGGUUCGUUCCUCGCCUACUGGAUCAACUAUGCCUGCUCCAAGCACCGUGCCAGCCUCGGAGAAUGGGACUGGAAAAUGGUCGUCAUCUUCCAAAUGCUGGUUCCAACAAUCAUCAUUAUCCUUCUGCCAUUCCAGCCCGAGACGCCCCGAUGGCACAUCCAGCGCCGAGGAGAUGUUGAUGCCGCCAGAGCUAGCUUGAAGAAGAUUCGAGACACUGAGCAGGAAAUUGAAGAAGAACUAAUUGCUAUCCGUGAGGCAAUCGAGUACGAAAAGGAGAUUACCGGCGUGGGAUACAUGGCGCUGUUCAAAGAGCCUUCAAUUCGCAGGCGACUUUUCCUGGCCUUCAUCUUGAACAUUGGCCAGCAACUUACCGGCCAGGGCACUCUCAAUACCUACAGCACGGCCAUCUACAAAAAGGUUUGGCCCGACACUGACACUAUUAACCUCAUCAACGCCCUCAAUGCCACAUUUGGAAUCAUCUUCACCCUCAACGCCGUAUGGACAGCCGAUCGUUUCGGACGACGAUGGCUCCUCCUCGUUGGCGCCGUGGGCAUGGCCGCCGCCAUGCUCAUGGUCUCGCUUGUCGGCCUCCUCACCCCUGACGGACCAGGCGGCACCAAGAGCCAGCCAGUUGGUAUCGCCAUCGUGUUUUGCUUGUUCCUGUUCAUAUUCUUCUACAAACCGUCAUGGGGAGCAACAACCUGGAUUUGGACCGCCGAGGUCUUCUCCAUGAAUGUCCGCGCGCAGGCCGUGGGCAUGUGCUCGCAGAUGCAGAAUGUCGCCAAUACCAUCUUCCAGCAGUUCUUUCCCAUCUUCCUUCAGAAUACGGGUCUGAAAUGCCUGUUCUUCUUCAUGGCUAUGAAUGUCGUUUUGGCGUUCUAUGUGUACUUUUUCAUUCCGGAGACGAGGAGGAUUCCUCUGGAGGAGAUUGACGUGCUGUUUGGUGACAAGGAUCACACGGUCAAGGGAGCGCAGUUGCUUGGCUUUACGGAUGAUAAGGCGGUAACUGAGAUUACGGACCGCAAGAAUAGUGCGGGAACUGCAAGGCAGCGCCAGGGAGAAGAAAUCUCGAGUGCGUAG